GCUGGAUACAAUACUUGGAGAACGAAUAUAGAAUAUAUUCAGCGGCCAGUACAAUGAAUUCGUGCCCAAACUUGUUAUUAUGGAAGGUAUGGACAGAGCUUUACGCGGUGACCCACCUACCGUGAUUGACAAGCUGGAAAGUUUGGGCUCCAGAGUCAUUUGUAUGCCUCGUCAUUUGUAUGCAUCGUAGAUAAGUGGUGUGGAGGAGAAGUGAAGUUUGAGGCAAGAUAAAGGUUGGGAGUUUUGGAGGUUAUGGCUGCAGGAGUAAGAAGUGGUGUGGGGAAGGGGGUGAGAGGAAAAAUAGAGGAAAGUCAGAAGAAAAUAGUCACAGAGGAGAAAGGAAAUGGAAAAAGAGUGGUGUUCAAAGAAACGAGUAAGGAGGAUAAGGAAAUAGAAGGAAAGGAAAGUGAUCAAAUGGAGAUGUGGAAGAGGGAGGCAAUAGUACAGGUUAGGAAGGAAGUGGGAGAACAGGUAAAGAAGGAUUUAAAGAAAUUACAGGAAGAAAGGGUAAUGAUGAAUGAACAGGUUAAAAAAGAAAUUAAGAAAUUACAAGAGGAAAGGAUGGAGUAUAGAGAACUGUGACUAAAAAAGGAGUAAGGCAAGGGUGUGCGUUAAGCCCGUUAUUAUUUAGUAUAUAUAUUGCGGACUUAGAUAAGAUGUUAGAGAAGAGAGGUAUAGGGGGAAUAGAAUUAGGUAAAGAUAGAAUAUGGAAUAUUGCGUAUGCGGAUGACAUAGUGCUGCUAGCAAAGAACAGAGUAGCGAUGAUAGAUAUGAUGAACACGUUAAAGAAAAUUCUAAAGGAAAGAAAUCUAGAGUUGUCUACGAAUAAAACGAAAAUUGUGGUGUUUAAUAGGAAAAGUAGGGAAAGAAAGGAAAAAUGGAAAUGGAAAGAUAGAGAUAUAGAAGAGGUAAAGGAGUUUAAGUACUUAGGAUUCACUUUUAAUCAGGCAGGGAAUUAUAAGGCGCAUAUAAAUGAUUUGUAUAAGAAAGGUAGGGUAGCUUUGAAUAAGGUGUGGGGUUUGGGAGAAAGAAUAUGUAGAGAUGAUUUUAUAAGGAGAUGGACAUUAUUUAGAUAUUUGAUACAAAGUGUGAUGACGUACGGAGUAGAAGUAUGGGGAUGGGAGGAAAAGGAGAAAUUAGAAAGAGUCAUGAUGGACUACGUAAGAUGGAUAUUUAGAUUGGAUUUUUGCACACUGAGGUAUAUUAUUAUGUAUGAGCUAGGGAUGGAAAAACUGAAAAUAGGGUGGGGUAUAAGGGCGAAAAGAUAUGAAGAAAAGAUCAGGAACAGUAGCAAAAAGAGAUUAAUAAAAAAAAGUGUUGGGGAGAGAAGGAGGAAAGUGGGUGGAAAGAUUUAUAUGGGAAGGAAAGGGAAAGAUAUUAUAAUAGGAAUGGUUGGGGUUUAGAAAGAGUUAAAGAAGGAAUGAAAGGAGGUUGGGAUAUGGAAGGAGAGAUAAUGAAAAGAGAAAGGGAUGUGCAAAAACAUUGAAUAGAGAAUAAGAUAAUGGAGGCUAAAUAUAAUGAAAGAUAUAAAGAGAUAAGGAAAAUAGGGGAGGGACAUAAGUAUUUAGAAAAGAGCAGUUUGAUGAGGAUGGGGACAAAAGCGGGGGAAGAGGUAAGGGCGCUUAUUAAGCUAAGGUGUGGUAAUUUAGAGUUAAAAAAUAAGUAUUGGCUAGAAGAGGAAGAGAGAAUGUGCUUAAUGUGUGGUAGGGAGCAAGACGAGAUGAAACAUUAUAUGUAUACGUGUGAGGUGGGAAAGAGAUGGUUUUGUGGAGAUGGAUAGACUGGAAGGUAGGGGAAAAGAAAGGAUAUGGAAUGAUGAGAUCGAUGAAACUAAAGCGUGGUCUACAAUGAGAACUUAAGAAAAAAUACUUAAGCUUUAAAACUUAAGCCGCACAUUUAAGACAUAAGCUGUUAAGUUGUAGUGUCUACAAUAGACUUCGCAAGCCCACAGCUUUAAGCUUUAACGACUACAAAGAACCAAUCAGAAAGCAGAUUGUUUCGCAGACGCAUGGGGCAGUGUAAAGCGCACGUUUAUAAACGCUAUGAUUUUAUAAUGGAAGAAGACGAUGAUUUUAUGUUCUUUUUUGUGGCAAUUGCAUGGGUGCAAAGGAUAACAUGUUAUUUGUUGUUAAAAAGAUGCAACAUUAGAAAUCGGAGAUGGUGGAUGCUGCCUGAUAAGCGAGAGAGAUCUCAUCUGGGAGUAUACACUACUUUGUUUUUGAGGUAUAAACACACGAAUCAUGAAGAAUUCUUCAAAAUGACAAGACUUACAGUUGAACAAUUUGAAGAACUGCUCAAUUUGAUUAGCCCUGCCUUGAUAAAGAACAGCAUACGAGAAUAUUUGGAUCCUGCAUUUCGUCUAGCAUUUACAGUGUGCUUUCUAGCAUCAGGAGACAGUUUGGUUUCAAUGGCCAGAUGUUGGCGUAUAGGCAGGUCAACAUCUUAUAAUGUUGUUAUUGAAACGUGCAAUGCUAUUUGGCAAUGUCUUCGAAGGAUAUAUUUGAAGAAUCCUUCUCAAGAAGAGUGGAAAAAUAUUGAGAAAGACUUUUAUAAUAGAUGGAAUUUCCCCAACUGUGUCGGGGCUUUGGAUGGAAAGCACAUUCGUGUGCAAUGUCCACCCAACUCUGGUUCAGCGUAUUAUAAUUACAAAGGAUAUUACAGUAUGGUAUUGCUAGCUACAUGUGAUGCAAAUUAUGCUUUCACUUCUGUAGAUAUUGGAGAUUAUGGAUCAUUGUCAGACACAAGUAUUCUCAGUGCAUCGGCAUUUGGACAAGCUCUGGAACGUGAUGAAUUAAAUCUGCCACCCCCAAAAGUAUUGCCAAAUUCAACAUUACUAGCUCAUUACUAUUUCGUGGGUGAUGAAAUUUUUCCGUUACGAUUAAAUUUACUUCGACCAUAUGCAAGGAAAAACUUAUUAGGGGUCGCCGAAAAAGUUUUCAAUUAUAGACUCUCCAGAGCGCGACGUGUUAUUGAGAACGCUUUUGGAAUUCUCGUAACCAGGUGGAGAGUGCUAAGAACUACAUUAGCCCUAAAUCCGGAUAAUGUGGAGGCUAUAAUUUCUGCUACAAUUUGUUUACACAACUUUAUAAUGAAAAAUGAAGAACACAUUGUUGGAUUCCAAUCAUACUGUCCAUCUGGUUAUGUUGACUAUUUUUAUGACAAUGGCAAUGUCAUUCCUGGCUCUUGGCGAGAAGAAAACACUCCUGCGUGUGUAACACGACUCAAUCGAGUAGGAUCUAACCGUGCUGCCACAAUUGCAAUGAAGCAACAAGACGCAAUAGCUGCAUAUCUCAUCUCAAAUCAAGGACAAAUUCCUUGGCAAUGGGAAGUUAUAAACAGAGGUCGCAUAAUAAAUGUUUCUUAAUUUGUUAUAGGCUUUCUACAAUAAACUUUUAAUCAUAAUGCAUAAGGAUGAACCGAUUAGAAUCCUUGCACGAUUGAAAGAACUUUGAUUGGUUCAUUUCCUUAUGCAUUAUGACUAAAGGGGCUUAUUGUAGAAAAAGCCCAUUAAACUUUAUUAUAUAUUAAGUAUAUAUAAAAAUAAUUAUUUUUCUUUCAUUAAAUAAGGGUACAAUACAUUUAAGUUUGUAUUUAUUUUUUUUACA
Messenger RNA from Odontomachus brunneus, 3605 nucleotides. Its product is annotated as protein ALP1-like. The record is from RefSeq and is a predicted model, not a curated record. Lineage: Eukaryota; Metazoa; Arthropoda; Insecta; Hymenoptera; Formicidae. The coding region runs from base 2009 to 3364 and encodes 451 amino acids. The transcript is spliced from 4 exons.